This is a messenger RNA of Ceraceosorus guamensis, 1077 nucleotides long. Its product is annotated as ferredoxin reductase-like protein. Gene Ontology annotation, biological process: ergosterol biosynthetic process. The record is from RefSeq and is a predicted model, not a curated record. The coding region runs from base 1 to 1077 and encodes 358 amino acids. The transcript has 5 exons. Gene Ontology annotation, molecular function: cytochrome-b5 reductase activity, acting on NAD(P)H. Lineage: Eukaryota; Fungi; Basidiomycota; Exobasidiomycetes; Ceraceosorales; Ceraceosoraceae.
AUGUUUGCCUCUUCCGUUGCACGCUCGUCCAUUCGCGGAGUCUCUAGGAGCUCCGCUGUUCCCGCAGUCUCCUCCGCACAGCCCUUCCCUCAAGUCGCUCGCACCUCGUUUGCUCAUUCAGCGCGCAGAGGCUACGCAUCCGCUCCCUCUUCCGGAUCAUCUUCUAACUUGCCGCUCUUGCUCGCCUUAGGAGGUCUUGGAGGUUUGGGAGCAUGGUACGGUCUGGGCGGAUUCGACUCUGGAAACGUCAAAAAGGUCGCUUCGGAAGCCGAGGGUGCGCUGGGAUUGGGCGCCCUGUCCAAGGACGAGUUCAGAGAGUUUACGCUCAAGGAGGUCAAGCCGUACAAUCACGAUAGCGCAUUCUACAUUUUCGAGUUGCCCGACAACGCCAAACCUGGAAUGGGUGUCGCAUCUGCCGUCCUCAUCAAGGGCGCUGGCGACGAUGCAAAGGACAAGGAUGGCAAGCCAGUCAUUCGUCCUUAUACUCCCGUCUCAUCUCCCGCCACUCCUGGCCACAUUGACUUUUUGAUCAAGAGAUACCCGAACGGAGCCAUGACGAGUCACAUUCACGGCCUCAAGCCAGGUGACAAGGUGGCCAUCAAGGGACCCCUCCCCAAACUUCCCUACAAGGCCAAUGAGUUCGAGCACAUUGGAAUGAUUGCAGGGGGUACCGGCAUCACUCCAAUGUGGCAAGUCAUUCAGCAAAUUGCGUCGGACAAGAAUGACAAGACCAACGUGACGUUGAUCUACACCAACAAGUCGGAAAAGGACAUUUUGCUUCGGGAAGAAUUUGACAGACUGUCCAAGAGCGAUCCUCGCUUCAAAAUCAUCUACGGUCUGGACAAGAAGAGCGGAAGCGUGCCUGCGAGCACCUUUGAGGGCUACAUUACCCACGAGAUCAUCUCGCAAAACUUGCCUCUUCCCGGCAAGGCGGACAAGGUCAAGGUUCUCGUAUGCGGCCCGCCACCCAUGUACGAAGCCAUUUCGGGUGGCAAGGGUCCCAAGGGAAGCCAAGGCGAUCUCAAGGGACUCUUGGCAGACGCAGGCUACCAAGCUGACCAAGUCUACAAAUUCUGA